This is a messenger RNA of Rhagoletis pomonella (apple maggot), 3592 nucleotides long. RefSeq names its product protein croquemort. Gene Ontology annotation, molecular function: scavenger receptor activity. The record is from RefSeq and is a predicted model, not a curated record. Gene Ontology annotation, cellular component: cytoplasm; membrane. Lineage: Eukaryota; Metazoa; Arthropoda; Insecta; Diptera; Tephritidae. The coding region runs from base 196 to 1668 and encodes 490 amino acids. The transcript has 6 exons.
GCUGAGCAGCUAAAUCGCAUUUAGUUUAAUUUUAAUCUGCUUUGAAACUGAAUCGGUGCAAUCGUCAGCAAGCUCAGCCGUUCACGCUGAAACAACUUGCGAAGCUGCACUUAAAGGUCUUCUUGACACUUUCGAAAAGCUAUUUAAUAUCAAAAACUAUUUAAUAAAAAAGUACUGAUCAUUUUAAUAAAAAAGAUGUCUUGCGAAUCCUGUAGCGUCACACAGCGUAAAGCCUGGGUUUUUGGGUUAGGCACCUUCUUUACGGCUCUUGGUAUUGCUUUACUUGUAUUUUGGAAUGGAAUUGCGGAUAACAUUAUGCGAAAUAGUUUAAUGUUAAAAGUUGGCUCUGAAGCCUAUAACAUUUGGGUGGAGGCGCCCAUUCCAAUUUACUUAGAAUUCCAUAUAUUUAAUUGGACGAACCCUGAAGAGAUACGAAAUCCGAAUGUGAAACCACACUUUGUUGAAAUGGGACCGUAUGUGUUUCUUGAGAAACACUUGAAGCAAAAUAUUACAUUUUAUCAAAACGAUACAGUGUCAUACUUCCAGAAGCGUACCUGGUUCUUCGAUGAGCAGCGCUCCGGCGGAUCUUUGAAUGAUAUGGUAACAGCAGCGCAUGUUAUAACUGCUACCAUUGCUGACGAGAUGCGACACAGAAACAAAGUUAUAAAAAAAAUUGUUAAUUUCAUGUUGAAUCACGAAGGUGGUGAGCUAUACACAACUAAGCCUGUACGCGAGUGGAUUUUUGACGGUUACGAAGACAAAUUAAUCGACUUCCUAAAUCGUUUCAAUACAACAAAAAUCAAAAUUCCCUACACACGCUUUGGCUGGCUUGUAGAUCGUAAUGCUUCUGCCGAAUAUGAUGGCCUCUUCACAAUACACACGGGUGUCGAUGAUAUGCAAAAUUUGGGUCGUUUGACACAUUGGAAUAAAAGGAAAGAGACUGGGUUUUAUGCCGCACCGUGUGGCACAGUUAAUGGUACUACCGGCGAUCUCUUCCCACCACAUUUGAGCGCUCAACAGGAGAUCACCAUCUUUGCGACGGAUGCAUGUCGUUAUUUGAAUUUGGCCCCGAAUGGUACUAUUGAAAAACAUGGACUAACGGGAUACAAUUGGGUUGGGACGGUCGAGACACUUGAUUCUGGCGAAAACUAUCCUAAUCAGAAAUGCUUUUGCGAUCCAAGUUUUGACGAAUGCCCGAAAACGGGAGUUGUAGAUUGUAAAAAAUGUCGAAAUAAUGCGCCGAUUUAUGCCUCGUUUCCACACUUCUAUUUGGCUGAUCCAACCUAUCUAAACGCCGUAGCGGGCUUGCAACCGGAUGAGCAUAAACAUAGUUUCAAUUUGGCUAUAGAGCCAAACACUGGUGUGCCUCUGCAAGUGAAUGGACGUCUGCAAAUCAAUAUGAUGAUUCAACCAGAUGAUGACUUUGACAUAUAUCGUGGUGUUCCGAAAUUCCUAAUGCCCAUGUUCUGGUUCGAUCAGCGUGCGGAAUUAGACACUAAGUUAGCUAGUAGAACAAAGCUUGUUCUAAAUUUGGGCGGCUAUGGCUUCUACACUGGAGUCGGGUUGGCAGUGAUAGGUGCUGUAUUCUACAUUGUUGGCGUAGUCUUAACAAUAACAAAGCGAUGGAAACGGAUACCAAAUGAUGAUGAAGAUAUGCUUACCACUUAGUAAUUUGAAUUUAGAAUAGAAGUUGCAAAUGCUUGUCAUUUAGUUUAUAAAAUUAACUUCUUUUCGUUCUUUGAACACAUGAUACAAGUAUUUAAAGAUAAAACCGCUCGCUCAGUUCGUCGGCCGUGAUUUUUUUUUUUAGUUUGUCUACUUUCCAACCAAUUCGCCUAUUAUUAAAAAAAGUUAUGUUACUGUAAGUAAUAGAAUGUCGUACAUGCACUCGGAUUUGAUCGCCAGUGUACGUAUGUUAGCCAUUCCUUUUUAAGUUGUACGGAUUUGGUAAAAAAAUGAUAUGUCUCCGAUUCGCUUCAAAUUUUUUUUUUUAUGGGUUCAGAGUUUGGAUUUUUUCGUGAUUCUGACUAAUCAUAUACUUCUUCAAAUCGUUAUAUCUCGGGUUCUGCUCUUCGUAGAGAUUUCACCUUAACGCCGUUUUAAAGCUAAAGAAGCGGGCUUAACAUGUCUAUAUAUAAUAUGGUUGUGAUUGUUCUAAAGCUAACUUAGCUAUAAACAUUUUAACUUUUUGAAGUGGGUUUGCAUAGUGAAGACCAGUAAAUUAGGGCUUUAAAAUUACACCAUCGUAAUCCUUGUUUAGUUCUCUAUAAAAAAACAAGAUUCAAGAUUUUAAAAAUAUUUUUUUUUUUAUGACGGGAUGGUUUAUUUUGUGAAAUUUUUAUGGUUAUUUGUUUUCAAAAAGUUAUGAUGAGAUAUUUUUUGCAAGGUGUUAAAAAUGGGUUUUUACAAAAAUUAAAAUUUUAUUGCGGAAUCCGAUAGAAUGCCUAUCCAGAAAUAAUAUUUGUAUGGCAAGAUUUUAAGGCGACAAACCUCUAGAAAUGGGCAUUGCAAUUGUGGAACUAAAGUUAGCAAAACGCAGAUUUUAUUGCGGAUUUCGGCAGAAUAUUCCUUCGUUAACAUUUGUUCCGCAAUAUAGUUAUUCUGGCGAAAUCCACAAUAAAAUCUAAAUUUUUGAACAUUGUUUUUUAAAUUGCCACACCCAUUUCUAGAAUAUUAUUUGAUUGAAUAAGCUUUCGUAAACAAAUUACAAAAAAUUGUUGACUCUCACAAAAUAAAUUAUCUCGUUAAAAAAAAACAUAUAUUUUAAAAAUAGUUAUUGAAAAACGCCAAUUUUUUACCAUGUUUUUCAUAGAGAAUUAAACAAGGACUGCGAUGGUAUAAUUUUAAAUCCCUAAUUUACUGGUCUUUACUAUGCAAAUCAACUUCAAAAAGUUCAACUGUUAAUAGCUAAGUUAGCUUUAGGACAAUCAUGACCAUCCUAUAUAUAGACAUGUUAAGCCCGUUUUUUAAGCUUUAAAACGACGUUAAAAUGAAGUCUCCACGAUGAGCUGCACCCGAUAUAUAACGAUUUGAAGAAGACCAUGAUAAGUCAGAACACGAAAAAAUCCAAAUUUUGACAGAUCAGAUCUCCGAAGAAAAAAAUGAAAAAGAAAUUUCUUCGAAUACGUGUUAGCUUAUUUCAUGUAUAGAACUCAUAAAAUAAAAUUUGAAGCGAAUCGAAAGCGUGACACCAAAUUUGGUGCCCGAUAUGAAAAAUAAUGUCUCAUGAGUGAGAUUGAAAAUUUGAUAACAUUUUUGUUACGGUAGCAAACUUCAAAAAUAUUCAGACUGCCUCUCAGCGGUUUUACCUUUAAAUUUUUGUAUCAUGCUUUGAACACAUAUAUAUGUUUGUACAAAUCAAGUUAACAGUCGCCAAAGUGCCAGUAAUUAUUCUAGUAACGGAACAACAAGUCUGUGAGAACUUGCACAUUAUACUUAUAAAAUACUUAUUUACGAUAUUGUUAUCUAUUAUUCUGAUUGGCUAAGCUGUUUUUGUGUAUUUCUCUAUGUCAGGUAUUAUUGUGAAAAGACAGUUUUGUAGUGGCUCAUAUACAUAUUUUUAGUUAAAAAUAAAAAAUUAUAUACAUACAUA